AUGGUCUGCCACAACAGCAAGGGAACACCCAAAACAGUUAGGCUAACCAAAUUCUGGUCUACACCAUUUGUUAGGUAUAACCUAGUAUUAGGGUAUCUAUGGCUGGCCGAGGCAGACCCAUGUAUCUGUUUCUCCACAGGAACCUACGAGUGGUUCACUGACGACGUCGAGAGAGUCCAGCUGGUGACCGCCGAACAAUUGUUCAGUGAUCUAGAGCCAGGCGAGCAGCCAUACCUGCUACAGCCUGAGAGUCUGGGCAUAGGUGGUCCAGCGGACGUCCAUCGGACGGACGCCGGACAGACGCCGGACGCGCCCCUCGCCGAAUGGUCAAGGAUUAUGGCAGUGGGAAUCGACGGCGGCCCCAUCCCAGAAGAUAACGCCCUAGAUAUGGAGGAGCUCAAGUAUGUGCCAGAGCACCUCCAUCACAAGUGGUUUGCCUUCAGCAAACGGCAGACAAGUGUGUUAGCACCACACCAGAAGUAUGAUCACUCCAUAGAUAUCAAGGCUGGUGCCAAGGUUCCCAACCUCCCGAUCUAUAACCUGUCCCGCCGAGAGCUGGAUAUACUCCAGGAAUACCUUGAGGCGGCACAGGAGAAGGGCUGGAUCCGCCCAAGCAAGUCGCCGGCGGGAGCCCCCAUCCUGUUCGUCCCCAAACCUGAUAGUACUAUGAGACUGUGCGUCGAUUACUGGGGAUUAAACAAGAUAACCAUCAAGAACCAGUAUCCUAUCCCACUGGUGAGCGAAAUAAUAGAUCGACUGUCGAAAGCGAAGGUCUUCACUAAGCUGGAUCUACGUGACGCCUAUCACAGGCUCCAGAUCAAGGAGGGCGAUGAGUGGAAGACCGCGUUCAAGACGCGAUACGGUCAUUUCGAAUACCUGGUCAUGCCGUUCGGGCUGGCCAACGCACCAGCCACGUUCCAAUCCUAUAUCCACCGAGCCCUGGGAGGCUUACUAGAUAGGAUCUGCGUGGUGUACCUGGACAACAUCCUUAUCUAUUCCCAGAACAAGGAGGACCACAACAAGCACGUCGAGGAGGUCCUAGAUCGUCUAGUUGAGUAG
Molecule: messenger RNA, 1059 nt
Organism: Ascochyta rabiei
Lineage: Eukaryota; Fungi; Ascomycota; Dothideomycetes; Pleosporales; Didymellaceae
Exons: 1
Coding region: 1-1059 (352 amino acids)
Source: RefSeq, a predicted model, not a curated record